GUAUAUCCUCGGUUGUCUCGGAAUCUAAUCCUAAUCUAAUGAAUCACUUAAUCGAACGUAUUUUGUUUGUGUUUCGUCGGUCUCAGGGCACCUAAUUGUGUCAGUGUUGUGAUUUGUUCCAAUUGAUAAUCGAUUAACGAAUAAGAUGAAUUACUGGAUUCCAAUUAUCUAGGAUGUGGUCAGCUGUAGCUACGAGUCCUGGAGCCGCAACGCCGCCCUCUCGGUCUAAACACUCCGCCACUCUCCUCGGCACCUACGUGUACCUCCUGGGCGGCAGGAACGGAAACUUGCCUCUCAAGGACCUGUGGAGGUACAGCCUAGAAGAGGGACGAUGGGAGCUUCUCAAGCCAGGAGGUGACUCCCCACCUUGUCUGCAGGAACACUCCGCUGUAGCCUACAGAGAAUGUCUCUACGUCUUUGGUGGCGAGUUGGGGUUCUCUGCUGGCAAUGAGACACCUCUCUGGAUCUACAACAUCAAGACUAACCAGUGGCGCAAGAUCAAGUCACAGAAGGGAGUGUCCGUGCCUAAAGGUAGACGUGGACACUCAGCCCUUGUACAUCGUGGAGCUAUGUUGCUCUAUGGUGGUUACAGAGACUUACGAGGCUCAUCAAACGAACUCUGGGCUUUCCACUUUGAGUCAGAGUCGUGGCACCUGUUGUCUUCUGGUCAGAACUGUCCACCGGCACGACACAAACACUCAGCUGUGGUCCAUGACGACUCCAUGUGGAUCUACGGAGGAAUGACUGAUCUCAACGAGCGUUCUGACCUAUGGAGGUUCAACAUGGUAUCUAAGACUUGGACUUCUGUGAAGACAAAGGUGAAUCCAGGGCCACUACACAGCCACGCCACGUGUAAGCUGCCGUCGUCCAUGAUAGUAUUCGGAGGAGAAAGAGACGGCCAGCCACUUAACGAGCUGUGGAGAUUUCAUUUUGGUACGGAGAGCUGGGAGCGGUUACACACAGAAGGUAUAAAGCCGCAGCCUAGGUCUGAGAGUGUUGCACUGACAGUAUCAGAUCUGCUACUGGGAGAGAGUGCUACGCAGAGAAGUUCGCCCCCUGUCCAGCGCAGACUGCGCGCGGGCGGCUCAGUCGACCGACGGUACCAUAGGUGGAGCGGAGGUGGCUACGACGGAUGUACCCCAGUGCGGAAACAACCCACGACGCCGACCGCAAACCUCAGUAUACUGCGCGAGAUCACCAAACUGUCUCAGAUGAACCUGAGUAGACUGGGUCCCACCAAAUGUAGCUACAGUGUUCUGAGUAGCAAUGAGAGCAUCGGAUCAGACAGUUCUACAGGGGAGAUGGUCAAGUCACAGAGUGUAAACCUGAUAGCUCGGACACUCGCCUCUCCUUGCGUGACCACCCCUCAUGUGACCUCAGUGCUUCCACGAGACCCCGUGUCUGUGCCGAACUUCACCUCCCUCGCCUCCUGUACACUCACUCCAGUUGAGGUGACAAAACUCGUCUACCUGGACGACGAAGAAGCUCCCAUCCCCGGACCCAGACAAGACUUUUCUUCCAUCCAUCAACAGUUUAGGCCCAAAAACUCAAAAGGACUUCCCAAGUCAGCUUCCGUGCGGUUCGGGAAUCCCCGCAUUACUCCAGAGGAACCCUCGGAUGAGACGUCGGACUACGCGAGUAUAGAAACCAUGAACAGAGUCACAUACACCAAAGAAGGACCUUACAGUUUCUCCAACCCAAACUACAUGGGUCCUGACAUCAAAGAAAUAUUGAAGAAAGAAGAAUACGUCAAGGUUUUGAGCAGUCCACCUGACAGUGUUUUGGAAGAUGCUUUCGGCCGCAGUAACAGUCGACAAGAGAUGCUAGAAAUGAAACCUGUUCCACCCAAGUCCCUGUCGAUAGUUCCGCAUCAUUAUAAUCAUCACGUAAAUGAGAAGAGGAAGAAGAACUUUAGAGAUAACCACCGAGCAAGCAGUGCUAGUCGAGCUGACAAAGAUCCUGUCACAUCUUUCAGUGUUUUUGUACUCGGAGGGAAAGAAACUGGGCAAGUCACUGUUUUCAAAAGACCACUUUCAGUUUGGAAGUUGAUUCUGACUUCUGAAAUUCAUUGAAGCUUUGGAAGUAAGGAAUCAGCCCAUGAGUAGUUUGACGUUGUGUAAAGAACCCAAAAUGUAUUGAAGUUUUACUUACAUAUUUAAACUAACAUUCCAUCUUAAUCUAAGUUUUACCUUGGAAGUCCUCAAAGCUCCUAUAUGAAUGUCUGAAUGAUGAAUAUCACAUUUUAUUCAGUAAUAUAUUGCUAAAUCUCAGUUAUAUUGGCAGAAUUCACCUUGAUAAUUUCAGUAAUUCCAGUAUUCAUCUUAAUACCAUUUCUGAGUUCUGAAAAAAAAUAGUCACCCUAAUGUUUGUACCCUAUAUUAUUUCAACCUGUAAUUUAUUUAAAAACUACUGUUAUUCAGACAAUAUGUUUUACUUGGUAACAUUUCCAACUAUAGCCGCAUGUUUUAGCCCUUAUACAAUCAAUAGUUCUACAGUUGAUAAACUUUAAAAACUUGUAUUCUUGUGAAUUAAUUUUUCUUUUCCCUAGUUAAACAUGACAAACUAUACUGGUACUAGACUACUUAUUUGAACUUCCCAAUACCCUUUGUAUAUCAAUCUGUUGCCAAAAAUACCAAGUAUCGGUAACCAUCCUAAAGAUUAUCGUUUAACUUGAUCAUAACUCAACAGAUCAGGGAAUGUUGAAAUAGCUGCCAUUAGACUUGUAGUAUGUAGUGUUAAUUGUAGUUAGUGUCUUCUGUGAUACAUGUAUUGCUCAUUCCACAUUUUAUUAGUCGAGAAGUAUAUUUAGACCGCAUCCAAAUCCCCUACCUUCAACAAAUAGUUUUCAAAGUUGCAAUAUUAAUCAUUUAUUAGCUUACCUAAAUAAAUUUGAAAAUAUUAUGAAAUGAAUCUACCAUCUUGAACCUAUGUUUUUAAACAGAAGUAAACCGCUUACAAUAUCAACAGUUGACAAAUUUCUUUUCGUUAUUCAUUUAUUUAAAACAAUGAAAUGAGGAAUGAGGCAAAAAAGUCAAUUCUGUGUUCAUUAGUGUUUCAAGUAUAAAUAUAUAGGCUACAUUUGUUUUUGUUUUCCAAGACAUAGUGUAAGUUAAAUGUUACCAUUUGAUACCAAAGUUUUUGACUGUUUAUGUUUUAUUUUGUGUUUAGUGUUAAUUUAUUAAAACACCAAUUACAGUAGAGCUUUUAGGUAGUUUUUUUUAAUUUAGUUUAUUAGCUAGUGCUAUUUUUUAUCCUGUUUUGUUAAGUUGAUGAAGUUGUUAGUAUUUGAAGCUUUGCUUAAGUUUUUGUUUGUUUGAUACCAUCAUUAUGCAAAGUUGAACCAUUGACUUUUGAUCCAUAUUGACCAGGUUUAGCCAGUUUGAGUUGAAUAGGUCUCUCGUAUAGAGAUGAUUUCUCACAAUUUAUUAUUGAGUCAGAUUUUCCCUUCUAAUUGAUCAUACAGUACUAUGACAGUUUGCAGGGACACAAAAUAUGCUCUAAUAAGUUAUCUUUUAAUUAUAGCAUUAAUCGGAGGUGUAAAGAGAGAAAACAGUAUUUCUUAGCUGCACAUUCUGCUAUUAUUUAAAUAAAAUUAUGACCUUGCAGCAAAUUUUCCAUAGAGACAGUCCCUAUUUUUAUUUUUUCAAACUGGCUACAACUAAGUGGGAAAAUGGAAUGUUUAAAUCAUGGUCAAGCAUCUUUAGUCAAAGGUCAAUUACAUUUUAAAUCGUAAAUAACUUCAAAAUAGGCUAUGAAAAGAUCAAGUGAAAAAAUCCAAUAGCUUAUGAAUUAUAGAGUUUUCUACAAAAUUAUAUAUUUUUGCUGAAGAAAACGUUUAACAGAUCUAGCAAGACUACAGUAGUCACAAAGUAGCUGAUAAAAACCAUUAUUUAAAUAGAUUUAACUGAAGUGUGGUGGGGUGGGAAGAGAAAUUUGGGGAAAUUUUUCCUAUUAAGGAUUAGACAUGGUGCUAGCACAAAAUAGUUAUUCUAUUAAAAAGCUUAAUACUAUACAAUUUGAAAUUUUGACUUCAUGUAUCUUAUACAUAAUUAAAGACUUAAUGCCAGGUUCUAGAUUGUUAAUUGCAGUUAGGCUUGAGUAAAAUAUAUAUUUUUGCAAAAUAGGUACACAAACGUCUGUGUGGAUAUCAAAGCCAGCUUUACAGUUGUCAAAAUUUUGAAUUCAACAACUCCUAUUCGUAUUGAGAGAAAGAAUUAUUUGAAUUAAUUGUGAAGUGUAAAGGUAUAGAAACUUGUAUGGUAAAAUUUAUUUUUGUCAGAUUAUAAAAUCCUCACACCACCACCUUUUCACGCAAAAUGUCAAUUUUAUUGGUCAACAAUAGAGUUAGCCUUUUAUUGACAAAUUGUUUUUAUAAUUUUGACAACUAAUAUUGAUUAAUCAACUUUCAUAAACCUGUAUG
Macrosteles quadrilineatus (aster leafhopper) is the source of this 4420-nucleotide messenger RNA. RefSeq lists its product as uncharacterized. The transcript has 8 exons. Gene Ontology annotation, cellular component: Golgi apparatus. Lineage: Eukaryota; Metazoa; Arthropoda; Insecta; Hemiptera; Cicadellidae. The coding region runs from base 174 to 2072 and encodes 632 amino acids. Gene Ontology annotation, molecular function: protein binding. The record is from RefSeq and is a predicted model, not a curated record.